Molecule: messenger RNA, 3972 nt
Organism: Ahaetulla prasina
Lineage: Eukaryota; Metazoa; Chordata; Lepidosauria; Squamata; Colubridae
Gene: TLE3
Product: TLE family member 3, transcriptional corepressor
Exons: 19
Coding region: 303-3500 (1065 amino acids)
Biological process (GO): regulation of DNA-templated transcription; negative regulation of canonical Wnt signaling pathway
Cellular component (GO): transcription regulator complex; nucleus
Molecular function (GO): transcription corepressor activity; protein binding
Source: RefSeq, a predicted model, not a curated record
GCGGGCCCAGCCCUUCGCAAAGGCCGCCGCGACCCCGGCCCUCCCUCAGCAGCCCGCCAGCGCCGGCCCUCAGCCGGGAACUGACGCGCACAGGCCCCGAGUCCGAGGGAAGCGGGAGCGAAUCUCUGGCUUGGCGCGUCUCGUGAUCCGCCCGGCGCUUAGCUUAACCGGGGCGGCUACGGCGGACGGGAGCCUCGGCGCGGUGCAGCGCAGCAGCCGCGGUUAAGGAAGCGGCCUCGGGUUUCCCUUCCCCGCGGGAGGUUGGCCAUAUCGCCCGGUUCCCAGCCUUGGACAGCCCCGAAAUGCGUCGGCCGGAACGGGCGCGAAGGGAGCCGGGCGGGCGCGGCUGCAGCCGCCGAAGGAGGAGCGCCGGCCCGUCCCCGCGGGGGGCCCCGGGACGCUCCCCGCCCCCUCCGCCCAGGCCCCAAUCAGAGCGGGAGCUCCCCACGUGGGAUCCCGGCGCGGUGAUUGGCGCAGAGCGGCGGGGACGCGCGCCCUCCCCUCCCCUCCCGCUGGCCUCGCUUCCCUCUUUCUGCCUCCGGCCGCCGCCGCUCCCCCCCUGCCCCCCCCGCACAGCUGGAGUGGAGGCCGGCGCUGCGGGGCGCCCAGAGAAGGAGCUGUGGCCGCUUGCGCCCCGCCCGGACCCCCCUCCGCGGCGAGAGAGGAGCGGAGAGCAGGGGCUCCUUCCCCGGGGGGCCUGGCCGAAGAGGACGCGGCCCGUGGGAAGUUCUCUUCGGGAGCCUCCGCGGCGGAAGCGCUUCCGCGGCCUCGCUGGAUUUCCGCGGAGCGACAGGAGGUGGAGACGCCUCUCUUGGCCCGCCCGCCCGGGCUUUGUUCGCCUGCCGUUUCCCGGCUACCUGCGGGAAGGAUCGCGGCGCAGCCCAGACUUAACUCCGCUUCGGAUCCCGGGAAACGGCCUGCCGAGGCGCGUAGCUGAAGUGCCCUGUAGUGCGCGCAGCUCUGCGGCUUGGCUGAGCGGCGCCGGAUCGGGCCGGGAAGAAUCCUCGCGAGCCUGGGGGGCUAGGAUGCCUGGGAGCGGCGGCGCAGCCACCUCGGCCGCCGCCGCAGCACCCGGAGGACGACGACGAGGAGGCGCGCCAGGCUCCCGGGGCCGGCGGCGGGGGGCUGGGGGCCGGCGGGUGCUGAGCCGCCCGCGCUCGCCUCUUUUGUCCCGGCUUCAGCAGAGUCCUGGUUCCCGUGGCGGCGGGCCAUGUAUCCGCAGGGGCGGCACCCGUCUGAAAGUGGAGUAUGAUAAGCUUGCAAAUGAAAAGACGGAAAUGCAGCGCCACUAUGUCAUGUACUAUGAAAUGUCUUACGGGUUGAACAUUGAAAUGCACAAGCAGACAGAGAUUGCCAAGAGACUGAAUACGAUUCUCGCCCAGAUCAUGCCUUUUCUAUCACAAGAGCACCAGCAGCAAGUGGCUCAGGCAGUUGAGCGGGCCAAGCAGGUGACCAUGACGGAGCUGAAUGCCAUCAUUGGGCAGCAGCAGCUCCAGGCCCAGCACCUCUCCCACGCCCCUCACGGGCCCCAGGUACAGCUGCCGCCUCACCCGUCAGGCCUGCCACCCCCAGGGAUCCCCCCUGUCCCAGGGAGCGGUUCGGGGCUCUUGGCCCUUGGGGCCCUCAGCAACCAAGCACAUUUGGCUGUGAAAGACGAGAAGCAUCCGCACGAUCUGGACCCUCGAGACCGUGACUCUAGUGCGCUUCCCCAGAACAUCUCCAUCUCCCCAUCGGAGGGCCUGCAUGCCAGCGAGAAGCACAGGGGCUGCUCAGACUAUGCCGGCAUUGAGCCCAAGAAGCGGAAGGUGGAGGAGAAGGAGGGUUUGAGCCGCUACGAUAGUGAUGGCGACAAGAGCGAUGACCUGGUUGUCGAUGUCUCCAAUGAGAACAGCUUAGCUGGGUCUGGACCUGCACUCGCAACCUCCUCAGUUCGGGGAAGGAGCCCUGGAGGUCUGCUUGUGGUGAGCACUUGCUUUUGUUGCCAGGAUCCAGCAACCCCCCGGGUGAGCCCUGCCCACUCACCUCCGGAGAACGGGCUGGAUAAAGCCCGUGGACUGAAGAAGGACGCCCCAAACAGCCCGGCCUCCGUCGCCUCCUCCAGCAGCACCCCGUCUUCCAAGACUAAAGACCACAAUGAUAAAUCCUCUACGCCUGGUUUAAAGUCCAACACUCCCACACCAAGGAGCGAUGUACCGAUGCCUGGGACAAGCAGCACUCCGGGCCUCCGACCGGCACCAGGGAAGCCCCCUGGAAUGGAUCCCUUGGCAUCUGCCUUAAGGACCCCCAUCUCCCUCGCUAGCUCUUAUGCUGCCCCCUUUGCCAUGAUGGGGCAUCACGAGAUGAAUGGCUCCCUUGCCAGCCCUGGGGCCUAUGCAGGAUUGCACAACAUCCCCCCUCAAAUGACAGCUGCCGCUGUAGCCUAUGGCCGGUCACCCAUGGUGAGCUUUGGAGCUGUUGGAUUUGACCCCCAUCCACCAAUGAGGACUCCUGUCCUGCCCUCCAUUCCUGGUGGCAAACCGGCUUACUCAUUUCACGUCGGCACAGAUGGGCAGAUGCAGCCAGUUCCGUUUCCUCAUGAUGCCCUUGCUGGCCCUGGCAUCCCCCGCCACGCCCGUCAGAUCAAUACCCUGAGCCAUGGUGAAGUGGUGUGUGCCGUGACUAUCAGCAACCCAACCAGGCAUGUGUACACAGGGGGAAAGGGCUGUGUGAAGAUUUGGGAUAUCAGCCAGCCGGGCACCAAGAACCCCAUCUCCCAGCUAGAUUGCUUGAACAGGGAUAACUACAUCCGUUCCUGCAAACUCCUUCCAGAUGGGCGCACGCUUAUUGUGGGGGGAGAGGCCAGCACCCUCACCAUUUGGGAUCUGGCUUCCCCCACCCCCAGAAUCAAGGCAGAACUGACCUCCUCUGCCCCUGCCUGUUAUGCCUUGGCCAUCAGCCCAGAUGCCAAGGUGUGCUUCUCCUGCUGCAGUGAUGGAAACAUCGCCGUCUGGGAUCUCCACAACCAGACACUGGUUAGGCAGUUCCAGGGUCACACGGAUGGCGCCAGCUGCAUUGACAUCUCCCAUGAUGGCACCAAACUCUGGACGGGGGGCUUGGACAAUACCGUGCGCUCCUGGGACCUUCGGGAAGGCAGGCAGCUACAGCAACAUGACUUCACCUCCCAGAUCUUCUCGCUCGGCUACUGUCCAACAGGCGAGUGGCUUGUAGUGGGAUUAGAGAGCAGCAAUGUGGAAGUGCUGCAUCACACCAAACCUGACAAAUAUCAGCUCCAUCUGCACGAAAGCUGUGUUCUCUCCCUGAAGUUUGCCUGUUGUGGAAAGUGGUUUGUGAGCACUGGCAAAGACAACCUUCUCAAUGCCUGGAGGACCCCGUAUGGAGCCAGCAUCUUCCAGUCAAAAGAAUCUUCUUCCGUUUUAAGCUGUGAUAUUUCAGCAGAUGACAAAUACAUUGUCACAGGUUCGGGUGACAAAAAGGCCACAGUUUACGAAGUAAUCUACUGAGUAGCUCUGACUUGGCUAAUGACUCCGGCAAAAGAACACAAAAGGAGAGCAGCUGAAGGGUCCUUUGAUGCCCCCUGGAGGGCUUUAUGACCUGGGUUGGAUCUUCUGUGACCACCUUGGAAUAACUCUGGAAGGAACUUUGAAGCUCAGUCCAGCUGAUCAGGGCAACCCAUUGUCCAGGCUGGUUGGUGUUUUUCUCUUGGUUCUUAGGCCUCACGCCUGUGAUCAGAAGGCAGCUAACGGCCUGGAUUUGCAUUCAGGAGGGACUUGUAGGAACUGUAGAUAACGGAGGAGCUUCAUGCGGAGGCUUCCUUGGUCUGCUAGCCAGCAGCGUGUUGUUGCCCUCUUUGUUUUCUGCUGCUGCCACCGCCAUCGCUUCCUUGGUCUGCUCUCGCUGUGAACUGCUUCAGUUUUGCUUCCAUUCUGGUGGUUGCCACAAUCCUUUUCCUCCCAACCCUGCCCUCCCCUCCCC